UCAACCCUCAACGAACCAUAACCAGCUACUCAAAAUAAACCACUCUCAUUUCUGCCAUAUCUAGUAGUUGUUCGUAGGUCUAAGUUAACUUCACUUCAUUUGCGUUUUUAAAUACAUUUUUUUGUAUAAAGCAAAGUCACGUGACGAACCCUGAAUGACGUCAUGAAUAAAUCGAAACUUAAGGCUAGUCUGAAUUGAAGCAACGCGCACGGAUGUUAGCCAGCAACACGAGACUUAUUAUUUAGAGAAGUAUUGUGAGCUUUACUUUGUUCUCAGCGGGUUAUGUAGCGUUAUGUGUUUUGAGCUGUUAUUCCGGCUACUUUUUAUUUAAGAUGGAAAAUGGACAUAUUGUUGAACUAAACGAGUACGCACAGAAACACAGCUAUGAACUGAAGUUUGAUGGAUCUGCGGCUGGCCCUGGUCAUAAUCCAACAUUCACCCAGUGGGUAGUCCUUAAUGGUAAAGUCUAUCCCAGUGGUGUGGGCAAGACCAAGAAAGAGGCCAAGAAUAAUGCUGCUAAAAAUGCCCUAGAAAGCUUCUACCCUGAUCAGGAAACGGCUGCAGAGGAGAAACACUGUACAUCAGGUCAACAGAAAGAUGAAAUAGAUCAAAUAGUGUUGGAUAUCAACAAGAGGUUCAGACGGCACAAAGCCAAACAAAGAGAAGGAGAGGCGGAUUUCAUCUCAAUGGUUGACCAGUACUGUAAGAAAACAAACCGCUGUCAUUCAUACAUUGAAGCGAGGAGAUGUGGUCCAUCUAAUUGCCCUCAAUUUUUCUACAAAUUAAUGAUAGACAAAAGGUUGUACCCUGAAGGUGAAGGUAAGACUGUAAAGGAAGCCAAACGAAACGCAGCUCGGCUAGCCUGGUCUGCUCUCCAAGAACAGUCCGACUGGGACAGCAAGGUCUCUAUCAACUCAACAGCGUCAGAAGAUUGUUCUUCACCCAUGUUGCCAUGCCAAUUAACUACACAGGAGUCCCAUGAAUCAUCAUCAGAGAGCAGGCCGAUGGACACAGGGAGCCCAAUAACGUUCCCCGAUACAUCAAACCCUUCCAGGGCUCAGAUUUCCUUUUCGCCAGCUGCUUCUGGAGACGGCGUGUUUGACAAGUUGUCAGCAACAAGUUCACUAGAGUCUCCUGCAUCGUCUCAAAGCCCGUCAACGGGCACAAGUAGCUCAGUAAUAUUCACAGAUUCAUCAAACUCUUCCAGGGAUCAGGAUGCUGACAAAGUCCAGAUUUCUGGAAAUAGUCAGAAUGAGACAUCCAUCCCGUCCAGGUUCACUACAGACUUUGAUCCCAUGGAGCUUCUUGGCCGUGGAGCGUUUGGUCGUGUUUACAAAGCAAGACAUAAAAUGCUGGAUAACGUGUAUUAUGCUGUAAAAGUUGUCCGUUGUGAAGAGAAAUCUCUUCGAGAAAUGGGGACGUUAUCAGAACUCCUUCACUGUAAUAUCGUCAGAUACUACACAUUUUGGGUGGAGGAUUCAGGAUACAGGGGCAAUCCUGAAUUAACGGACGGUGCAGCUGACAGCUCAACUAGUUACGGCUCUUCCCAGACGUCAAGUAAUUCAUCGGCAAAGUACUUCUAUAUUCAGAUGGAGUUAUGUGACACCAAAACACUAAAAGAUUGGAUCGUUGAGAAGAAUUGUGAGUCUCUCCCAAACUCCAAGAGAAGAGAAGAAGGUCAAAGCAUCGCUCAGCAAAUCGUUAGUGGAGUCGAAUAUAUUCACUCCAAGAAGCACAUCCACAGGGACCUUAAGCCUGAAAAUAUCUUGUUUGGACUUGAUGGAGAAGUGAAGAUUGGAGACUUUGGUCUGGUCACCCGAGAUGAUGAUGAUGGUGAUGCUGCCCUGAUGGAGAGAUCACGGGAAAAAGGAACGUACACUUACAUGGCUCCUGAACAAAGAGACAAGAAAUAUGACCGAAAAGUGGACAUAUUUGCUUUGGGGUUGAUUUACUUUGAAAUCCUCUGGAAACUCUCAACCUUCCACGAAAGAGUUGUGGUUUUGAAUGCCGCCAGAAGUCAGAAGCUCCCUGAAAAGUUUUCAGAGACUUUUCCCCAAGAGAACCAAAUCAUUAAACUGAUGCUCCAUGAGAAUCCCGAAGAACGACCUGAAGCAAGUGAACUGAAAGCAAAAAUGGAGAUUUGUGCUCUGAUAUAUAACACACAAAGUAUACAUCUGGCAAAUGAAACGGUUUGAUUAUCCAAAGGAAUUAUGAUACGUUUAUGGCAGAAAAUAGAAAUGCCUCUGUUCUAAUGUCACCAUCAUGAUUUUGGAGAGAAAUGGUUCUCGUACAAGUUCUGAGCACAAAGGUCUUCACAAGGCUCAACGUUUACUCCCUUAAACGCGCAACCAUGGCAACGAUUGGCAGUCUGAAACUCAAGGACUCGUCAACUUGAAGAAGGGAGAUCAAAAUAUUAACAAUUCAAACAAUGAACACACUAGAAAGCACACUUAGUAGUACAGGUUUUAAUAAUUGGGAAAUGAAUCAUGAAAUUAAGAUUAGGAUUUUAGAAUAUGACUUUUAUGCAAUAAUUAUGUGCAAUAAUUAUGUGGAUUUCUGUGUCUGCAGUUGACAUUUUUUUUUCGUUACUGAAAAUGGUUAAAAUGAUGUCACAUAGUAUCCCAUUGCAGCCUUGAUUGUGAAUGUGUAUGUUGAUAAUGGUUAGCCUGGAUGUACGUACUAUAUUUUAUAUUUAGACAGUACCGUUACUACACAAAAACCUGUGGAUGAGCAUUGUCUCCCGCCGUGGGAGAUAAUGCUCUUCCAAAGUUUUUUUUUUUUGCAUCCAUUUAUCAUCACAAAAAUAUUUUAUUAUAUUGUUUUAUUUCAACAAUACUGUUGGACAAAAUUUUGAGAUUUGAGAUAUUGAUGAAUUGGGUAUUGGUGACUCGUUCACAUUGAUGUUCAACUCCAAAAAAUAAAUAA
Molecule: messenger RNA, 2925 nt
Organism: Pungitius pungitius (ninespine stickleback)
Lineage: Eukaryota; Metazoa; Chordata; Actinopteri; Perciformes; Gasterosteidae
Product: interferon-induced, double-stranded RNA-activated protein kinase-like
Exons: 17
Coding region: 333-2195 (620 amino acids)
Biological process (GO): protein phosphorylation
Cellular component (GO): nucleus; cytoplasm
Molecular function (GO): ATP binding; eukaryotic translation initiation factor 2alpha kinase activity
Source: RefSeq, a predicted model, not a curated record